GAAUUGUAACCUGCAAGGAGGGAAGGAAAGGCGGGAGAGGAAGAUGAGUAUCUUCUUCUUAGAUCAGAAAUGUUGAACUUUGAUACACCUCUCACACGCUCUAUCAAAUCAUGUGAAGACAGUUACCUACAUGGUACAACAAAAAGGAGCCAACAAAUCCUUAUCAAAUUUCCAGGGUAACCAAAAUCAAUGUUGCGUUGCCGCGUCAACGAACAUUCAACAAAUGAAACCAAACAAAGUUCGAAGGAGCAGAAGAAAAAAACAAAGAUUUGUUUGGGGACUGCAUCGACAAAUGCCAGAAGUUACAAUCGGAAGGAAGCCAACAAGGCGAAGGGUUGUUGCGGCCAAGAGAAUCCAGUUGUGCAGUUAAACUUUUUUCCAACGUCAUCAGCAACCAAAAGUUAACAAAGAAAUUAGCAAAGAACAAAAAAAAAACGAGCGAUUAAAAGAAUUUUAAAAGAAAAAGUAGAAGAAGAAGAGGAGGCACACCUUGCCACACAAUUCUCGGGUAAUUUUGUUGCAUGAACCAUUGUGGGCUAUGACGCAAGAAUCCAUAAGAAGGUCAAAUGCCAGCUAUUCCAACAUGUAUGGAAGAGUGAAUCAGAACAUGACCCACGAACGGAUGAAAGUCUAUUUCUGCACGGAUCUGGACAAAUCGGUGUUGGUGAAUAAUUUCGAAAAACGUGGCUGGAGUCAAGUCAGUGCCGAUGAUGACUGGAACUUCUAUUGGGCGGGGGUGCAGACGUGUCGCAACAUUUUCUCGGUGGACAGUGGCUAUCGCAUGAAUGACAACCAAAUGAUCAAUCAUUUCCCGAAUCAUUACGAACUGUCGCGCAAGGAUCUGCUGGUGAAGAAUAUCAAACGCUAUCGCAAGGAUUUGGAAAGGGAUGGUAAUCCCUUGGCGGAGAAAACCGAUGUCAAUUGGUCCGGAGGUGGUUGCAGUACUAGAUAUCUGUAUCUGGAUUUCAUACCCGUUACCUUUGUCCUGCCGGCGGAUUACAAUAUGUUUGUGGAGGAGUAUCGUAAAAAUCCCCAAAGCACCUGGAUCAUGAAGCCAUGUGGGAAAUCGCAAGGGGCGGGAAUAUUUUUGAUAAACAAAUUAUCGAAAUUGAAAAAAUGGUCACGGGAAGCCAAAGGAGCCUUUCAUCCGCAAAUAGCCAAGGAGAGUUAUGUCAUAUCCCGCUAUAUUGAUAAUCCUUUGUUGAUUGGUGGCAAGAAAUUCGAUUUGAGGUUAUAUGUUUUGGUCACCUCUUUUCGUCCUUUAAAGGCGUAUCUCUUCAAACAGGGAUUUUGCCGAUUUUGUACGGUGAAAUAUGAUACCAGCAUGACGGAGCUGGAUAAUAUGUAUGUCCAUCUCACCAAUGUCAGUGUCCAGAAACAUGGGGGCGAAUACAAUUCCCUACACGGCGGCAAGUGGUCGGUGCAAAAUCUAGCCCUUUAUCUGGAGGGGACGCGAGGCAAAGAGGUCACGGAUCGUCUAUUUGGUGCCAUAUCAUGGCUCAUUGUACAUUCUCUUAGGGCUGUGGCUCCUGUCAUGGCCAGUGAUCGACAUUGCUUCGAAUGCUACGGUUAUGAUAUAAUUAUUGAUAAUAAUUUAAAACCCUGGCUGGUGGAGGUAAAUGCAUCACCAUCGUUGACCUCAACGACAGUGACCGAUCGAAUUUUAAAAUAUAAAUUAAUUGAUAAUAUAUUGUCGGUGGUGCUGCCACCAGAUGGGGUGCCGGAUGUCCGUUGGAACAAAAUACCCAGUGCCGAUGCCUUGGGCAAUUUUGAAUUGUUGAUCGAUGAGGAGCUGGCCGCCCAAGAGGAGGCUCAAAAUAGUCAACAGAAUAAAAAUUCCAAGUCGAUGGGUGGAAAUCGUUGGAAAUGAAAACAAGGAUACUUUCAAUAAUAGACCCUUUUUUCUUCAGAAAAGUUUGCGGAAAUAAUACAACAUUCGACGAAAUCGGAUAUUUUUUUUUAAAUGUCUCAUUAAAAGCGUUGGCAGAAAAUUGAUAUUUAUUGUUUUGCAUGUAGCUGUGAUUUAAUUAUAGUUUAAAUUAUAAUUUUUUUUGUGAUACUUUUUUCGAGAAGUGCAAUAUGUUUUAAAGAAAUAAAAUAUAAAUUAACUAA
Musca domestica (house fly) is the source of this 2112-nucleotide messenger RNA. RefSeq names its product polyglutamylase complex subunit TTLL1 (gene TTLL1A). Gene Ontology annotation, cellular component: cilium. The transcript has 5 exons. NCBI's taxonomy places the organism in Eukaryota, Metazoa, Arthropoda, Insecta, Diptera, Muscidae. Gene Ontology annotation, biological process: protein polyglutamylation; microtubule cytoskeleton organization. Gene Ontology annotation, molecular function: tubulin binding; tubulin-glutamic acid ligase activity; ATP binding. The coding region runs from base 539 to 1870 and encodes 443 amino acids. The record is from RefSeq and is a predicted model, not a curated record.